Molecule: messenger RNA, 1449 nt
Organism: Exophiala xenobiotica
Lineage: Eukaryota; Fungi; Ascomycota; Eurotiomycetes; Chaetothyriales; Herpotrichiellaceae
Exons: 2
Coding region: 1-1449 (482 amino acids)
Source: RefSeq, a predicted model, not a curated record
AUGUCCUCUGAAAAGAAGCCCUCGAUUACCCUACCCUCUUCGUUACAGACUGGCGGGAGAAUCAGUCCUUCUCCACAAGGCCUUAGGCAGCGUCCACUGGGCAGAGCAUCCACGUUCGCUGAGGAAAACGCACGGUUGAACCGUCGAUCGAGCUCAUUCCUCUCUGAAAGUCUAUCGGAGACUCGAAGGUCACUGCGCUCAUCGACAGACGAUAUUCUACGGCCACGUCUCAAAGAAGUGGAUGAGAAUGUUGACCACGACGAAAAUUCUCACUGGCAGUCGCUGCCUCUGGGCCUUGCCCUCCUCCCUGCUGUUGGAGGCCUGUUCUUCACGAACGGUAGUGCUGUCAUUACUGAUGUGACCUUACUGGGCCUGGCUGCUAUAUUUAUGAAUUGGGCGCUGAGAUCGCCGUGGGACUGGUACCGAGCUGCUCAGAGCCAGAUCUUGCCAGAGUCGACCACUCCGCCGGUCUUCACGCCGGUCGAUGAAGUAGAUGAAGAGGAGGAUACCAAACCCAAGUCUGGCAGCGGCGAAGCGAUUGCAGGGGGGGUCAAUUCUGUCUCCCUCGAUGCUGGUUCAAGUACCUUGCAUGCAAAAAGGACUUCUGCUCAAAAAGAGCUUCGCUUUUAUGAAGUGGUUGCACUGCUGUGCUGUUUCACCUUCCCUUUGCUCGCUGCAUGGCUUCUUCACGGUAUCCGGUCGCAACUCAGUCGGCCUUCUGAGGGACUGGUCUCCAAUUACAACUUGACCAUCUUCAUAUUGGUCGCUGAGAUCCGACCUCUUUCGCACCUGAUCAAGAUGGUUCAACGGCGCACACUCUUCCUCCAACGCAAGGUGAACGUGGAUAUGCUCGUCGAAGAUAAAAGGAUCGACAAUCAACAACUCAUGGACGUCUCUCGUCGACUCGAAGAGUUGGAGAGUCAUGUUGCAGAUCAGAUUGCGGCCCGAUCACCACAAGAGACAGAUUCGGCGGGAAAUGCUCUCGACGCUAAACUACCAGGAGUAGUACGGUCCGAAGUCCAGAAGACUGUCCAGCCUGAGGUCGAUGCCCUGAAUAGAGCUAUGCGUCGAUACGAAAAGAGAACCACUAUCUCAGCAGUCCAGUUCGAGGCGAGGCUGCAGGAUCUCGAAGCGCGACUGAAUGAUGUUGUCUCCCUGGCUGCAGCUGCUCAGCGGAACGCAGAUCGAAAACCGGACAAAUACAUCGUUGUCCUGACGAAUUGGAUAUGCGCGAUCGUUGUGGUUCCUAUACAGUAUCUUCUUUCUCUUUUGAGCCUUCCGGGUAAAGUUGUUACAGUAGUCUUUGCUGUGCAAAAACGAUAUCUUUGGAAAACACCCAAGACUCAGUCGCCCAAAGAUGGCCGACCACCCCGAAGGAAUGCACCUGUGCGAGCCAGCGAACGCGAGAGGAGACCUAAGGGAGCUCAGGUUGUCAGUCAAGGACAUUGA